Aspergillus steynii IBT 23096 is the source of this 2254-nucleotide messenger RNA. RefSeq lists its product as uncharacterized. Bases 99 to 2225 code for a protein of 708 amino acids. Gene Ontology annotation, molecular function: histone acetyltransferase activity. The transcript is spliced from 5 exons. Gene Ontology annotation, cellular component: transcription factor TFIIIC complex. Gene Ontology annotation, biological process: transcription initiation at RNA polymerase III promoter. The record is from RefSeq and is a predicted model, not a curated record. NCBI's taxonomy places the organism in Eukaryota, Fungi, Ascomycota, Eurotiomycetes, Eurotiales, Aspergillaceae.
CUGCCGUGUAGCGAUUCAAUCGAAUAUCUAUCUCCAUUUCCAUCAUCUCAACCAUGACCCUCCUCCCCUUAACUGCAGCCCCAGCCCCAUAGUCCAAAAUGCUAGACCCUGUCGAGCUGCAACUCUUCCCCUCUUGUCUAAGCUGCCUUGCAUGGUCGGAGGACGGCGAAUUGGCCGUCGCAGCAGGGGAAAAUAUCCAGAUCCUAACCCCCAAAAAAACCAACGAAGACACAGAAGCCGGCUCCAGGCGCAAACCCAGCGCGUGGAACAUCGCGCGCGUGCGCGCAAAUGUCUUCACGAACGAAGAAUGGCCGACGGUGAUGCCUCAGCCGCGAGACGCCUUUUCGCUGGGUCGCGAGCAGUCGGUGAGUAAUGUUGUCGGGCUGGCGUGGUCGUCGCCAGGGCUGGGUAAGUACAGACGGUCGGUGCUGGCCGUGUUGACGUCGAAUAUGGUGUUGUCGUUUUUUGAAACGGUCGGGGCGCAGGAGAAGUGGACGCGUGUGGCGGUUGUCAAUCAGGUGUUGAGGGAGCGGGCAGAGUCGCUGGUGGAAAACGAGGGCGACAGGCUGCGCAAGUCGGCGGUUUCGACGUUUGCGUGGUGUCCGCCACUCAAGGGGGGAGAUGGGGAGAAGGGCCCGGAGAGUCGAUGGGGGGUUCAUUUGCUUUCGGUGGUGACGGAUGAGAAUGAGGUUGUGUUGUUGCGGCCGAGGAGGACAUCUGCUGGGUACUCGAUUGAUGUGCUAGCUGGUGUGGCCCUCCAGGAUUUGGAUCAGGAACAUCCUCGGGUCCAGCCUGGGUCGCUCUUGUCGACGGUGUUCAAGACGCAAAUAAAAUCAUUGGCAAUAGAGUCUGGGCCUUGGUUCUAUCGUUUGGGUGGAAAGGGUGGGAAAGAUGUCUCGUCUGCCACUGGCAAUGUGGCAGUUCUCUAUGGUACAACUGUCAAACUGGUGAAGUUUGAUGUCUCAUUGGCUGUAGACCAAGUCAGAGAACCGUCUCAAUCCCGUUACAAGGUCACGGUUGAUUGUCAUGAGAAUGCUUCUGUUGAAUGGCCAGACAUACGCUCCUACCAUUGCACGGGUCCACUUCAAUGGCUAUACAAGGAGGGUUCUUCUGACAUUCGUCUCGCCGCCGGUACUCUAGGUGGCGUGCUUCUAAUAACACUUCCAUCCGAAGCCUACGAAGGCACAGCUACCAGUCAGCCCCAAGUACAAGAAUCAGUAUUCGAGACAAACGCAGACGACACGGGCCAUGAAGAACGCGGACACUGGGAAGCAACAGGAGCAAUGACCGCUGUAUUCGACGAAGAGACAAACAACCAGAGUCUGCACCUCGGCACCAUCGGCGGAUACACACUCGCCACGAUUCCCUCUGCAGACGAAAGCAACUGGCAGUUCACGGACCCGCCAUGGAAGCAGCAAUUCGACAACAUGCGCGAGCAAUUCGACAUCGACGGCGACCUGGGCGGACUAGCCGUCGGUCGCAUCUGGGGUCUCGCAAACUGUCGCGGCCUCGUCGCCGCAGCAUUCACCCUGAACCCGGGCGAUCUCAUCGAAUACCGAACUGCAGCGGAAGAACGAACGACCAUUUUGUUUUCCCGCGCAUGUACCCAAGCUCGAGAGUUCGAUGACGCUCUCCUCCGUCCAGCAGUGCCGGACCGAUCGCCCAUCUUUCUACGUGCAAGGCGUGAAGAAGUCUUAGGCCACAUCCUCUUCUCCAACGGCGGUAAAUUCGACAAACAACCAUGGGUACCUAAGAUCCUCUACGCCGCUGCAUGCUGCACGAUCGUCGACUCCCAAAACACGAAGCUGCUAUCCCAAGCCCGCAAGGCACUCCAAUGGAUCGCCAAAACGACUGGGGCCGAUCUCGUCGAUGAGAUCGAGAACUGCUCGUCGCCUGGGACAGCAGUGGAUGCUAAAUCGGCAGACCAGCUCGCCGGGCCCGGUCAGCGCGUAUUUGAGAAAUGUGAGAUCUGCGAUGCUGGGAUUGGCUGGUAUUCGGGGCAAGAGGCACAAUGUGCCUCGGGUCACUUAUUUGUUCGAUGUGGAUUGACUUUGCUUUCGAUUCAAGAUCCUGGGGUCUCAAAGUUCUGUUCAAUUUGUGGGACGGAGUAUUUGAAUGAGGAGCUUACGGGUGUUUCGCAUGAUGCCGAGCUCCAAGAGGCGAAUAGGCAUUUAGCGGAUGUGUUUGAUACAUGUGUUUACUGCAAUGGAAAAUUUCGGGAUUAAUUUUUGUGUUUCCCUUCCAGGGGGUUUAU